Molecule: messenger RNA, 1785 nt
Organism: Neoarthrinium moseri
Lineage: Eukaryota; Fungi; Ascomycota; Sordariomycetes; Amphisphaeriales; Apiosporaceae
Exons: 2
Coding region: 1-1785 (594 amino acids)
Molecular function (GO): dipeptidyl-peptidase activity
Source: RefSeq, a predicted model, not a curated record
AUGCCCAACCCCGUCCAAGUCGCCACACGAAGAAUCGAGGUGCCCAAGCUGGGCGAGAAUGGCUAUGUCGGCUUCACGCCUGGCAAGUCAGAGGUUCUCAAGGCGGGUUCUAAUCCAUUCGACGCGAAACCUUUGAAGAGCGACAUCCAAAUCGACCACGACGUCGAGGUCGUCGUACGAGACGGUGCCCGCCUCUACAUUGACGUCUACCGCCCCGCCGGCAGCACAGAAAAAGUCCCUGCAGUCCUCAGCUGGUCCUUUUACGGCAAGAAGUACAGUGCAUUGGACAUGCUGCCCAUCUGCGUGUGGAACUGCUGCGUCCCGCGAUCUGACCUCAGCGGUCUAGAGAAGUUCGAGGGCUUGGACCCGGAGUACUGGUGUCCCAAGGGUUAUGCCAUUGUCAGCGUUGAUACUCGCGGUGCUGGCCACAGUGAUGGCCAAAUCUGCGUCAUGGGAUCACAAGAUGCUGAAGACGGCUACGAUGUAAUCGAAGCCGUGGCUAAGAUGGACUGGUGUAACGGCUCUGUGGGAAUGGCAGGCAAUUCCGCCCUGGCCAUCUCGCAGUGGUUCAUCGCCGCACAGCAGCCACCGUCGCUCAAGGCCAUCGCACCUUGGGAGGGCAUGGGCGACAUGUACCGCGAGCAAUUCUGCCGCGGCGGCUGGUUCUCCAUGAGCAACUUCGAUCUUAUUGCCAAGGCCAUCGUCCGUGGCCAACCCAACUCGGGGCUCGAAGACUUUGCUGAGAUGUACCGGAGGAGCCCAACGCAGAACGAUUACUGGAAGGACAAGAGAGUAGAUAUGACAAAGAUCAAGUGCGCUGCAUAUAUCCGCGGCUCGGACGUCAGCAGCAUUCACACCAUGGGAUGCAUCCGAGCGUGGUUGGAGAUUCCGCACGACAACAAGUGGAUUCAUUGGAGUAGCAAGCAGGAGUGGUAUGAGUUGUACUGCAUCCCUCAUGCCAUGGACGAGCUAUCAGUCUUCUUUGACCGUUAUCUGAGAGACGUUCAGAAUGACUGGGAGAAGAAGACACCCAAAGUCCGUUGGUCAGCACUACAGUUCGGCAACCGAGAGCCAAUUGACGACAUCGUCUUGGAGGGCUUCCCCGUUCCGGACACUGACUAUCGCGAGCUUCUUCUGCAACCUGACGGCAAGCUCGGCUCGGAGAAGGCAGCUUCAGCCGGAAGCGUCUCAUACAACUCAGAGGACCACAAGAGCUUUGCAGACUUUACAUACACUUUCACUGAGCCAGCUCGGCUCAUCGGUCUGCCAAAGGCCGUUCUAUACGUGUCCUGUGACAGCCGAGAUGACUUCACUGUCUUCACCAUCCUAAGAAAGAAGGAUAAGGAUGGCAAAGAUUUGAUGCAUCUCAACUUCCCCAUGAAGGCUACACCCGUGAACUCGAUCGAAGAAAUUCCGGAGAAGGACCAAGCAAGUCUUAACCUCCACCUCGGAUCCAUGGGUAUACUCCGGGCAUCGCAGCGGGCGAUCGACGAAUCCAAGAGCAUUCACCCUCAGUUCCCGUUCCACCCCCACGAGAAGCAGGAGAAGAUCGAGCCCGGCACUGUUGUCAAACUAGAGAUCGGCAUCUGGGCUAUGGGUGUUGAUUUUGACGCAGGCGAGAGUAUCAGCCUUAGAAUUGGUGGCCAAUUCCCAAGUAUCGCGGAAUACAAAAGCUUUUCCCAGCCGAGGCCGGAACACGAGCUUAACCGGGGUAGUCACACUGUCCACUUCGGUGGCGACUACCCCAGCUCUGUAAUCUUGCCCUUCACUCCACUGAAGCGGUGA